This is a messenger RNA of Varanus komodoensis (Komodo dragon), 3408 nucleotides long. It is a transcript of the gene MOV10L1, whose product is annotated as Mov10 like RISC complex RNA helicase 1. Gene Ontology annotation, molecular function: helicase activity. The record is from RefSeq and is a predicted model, not a curated record. Bases 46 to 3408 code for a protein of 1120 amino acids. The transcript has 26 exons. Lineage: Eukaryota; Metazoa; Chordata; Lepidosauria; Squamata; Varanidae.
AAAACUGUACAAGGUGUAGUUACAAGAUUUUGCCUAGACUACGGGAUGAUAGAUGAUUUAAUUUGUUUCACCAGUGAUGUUGUGAUGAGCAAACUGCCACUGCAAGUUGGACAGAGAGUUGUAGCUCUUGUUGAAGAAGAUAAAACAUCUAAUGGAUUAAAGGCAGUCAGGGUAGAAAGCAUCUGUGAUAAAUGGGAAGAUAGCAGUGCUUAUGAAAUGGACUCUGAUACUAGGACUCUGAUUGGCAAUAUUACAUCUAUAACUGCUGAAGGUGGACAUAUAAAUCAGACAGUCUCCUUCCUUAUGAAAGAUGUUUGUGAAGGCUUUGAUCCUUAUAAAGGAGAUUGGGUGCAAGCAGAAUAUGUUAUAAACCCAGCAACUUGGACCAGUGAAGCAAUUUCUGUAAACCCCUUGAGGUAUAAGAGAAUUGACAAGGUUCAUAUUUCCAGUGUGUGUGGAAAAAUUGGUGUAGUAGAUGACAGUGUAUUUUUCACUCUGGAUUUCCUGAGACUUCCUGAUGGCUAUUUUCCCAAGAAGCAUGAUCUGGUCAAUGUGGUUGUUGUGGAGAGUAAUCAGUCUUGUUAUAUAUGGAGAGCACUCUGUAUGGCUCCAGCAGACACAAAUGGUGUAUCUCUAACCCAAGGAAUCAAUAUGAAUGAACCAUGUGAAAAUGUACUAAUGAAAGACAAAGAAGGUCUCGAGGUGUCACAACUGACAAACUUUGGAAAUGUCAAACUAGGAGAAUGUAAAAGCAUGGAUGUCUGGAUAGAGAACAAAGGGAAAGCAACACAUUCUUUAAUUAGCUGCAAACUAGGUGGCUGGGAUAAAAUGAACCAAUUUAGUCUUCAAGUGCCAGGAAAGGACCAGAAGAGUUCAACAGUAUCUCCAGCAUCAUCUGUAGUUCCUAAAGAAGCUGUUACUGAAUUUGGACCUGUGUACAUAAACAGUGGCGAAAACCAGGACAGUUCUAUUAUCACACAGCCUGAAAAAUUGCGCUGUGAAAAAGCGCGAAAAGAAAAUGAAGAAAAAAAAACUGAUCCCAGCAAAGAUAUCUCUCUGCCUUCUGGGACUAAGAUUUCUAUAGAGAUAUUAUGCACUGCAAAAAACCCUGGACAUUGCAAAGAACUUCUGUUGCUCUGUUUUUCUGACUGUAUUAUUGGUCGCUACAUUGAAGCAACUAUAGUAACCGAAGAAGAGUCACUAAUAGCAGUCUCUAAGCCUUUUUGUCCAAGAAAAUGUCAAGUUACUGCUGAGCAACAGAACAUAAGGACAACAGUGGUUUUAGCACAGUACUGCAAAAGAAGCGUAAGAAGACAGCUACCAAGUUUCAUUCCCCACUACCCCAUUCCAGACAGUUUAAUGAAAUGUGUAGAGAAGAAAUUGGAUAUACUGGUCUUUCACCCGCAUCUUGGAGAGGGCCUGACUCUAGCUAAUUACAAAGCAAAAUUUUCUUCCCUGUUGUGGCUUGAGGAGAUCCAUGAAGAGAUGGAAAUGAAGGAUUUCUCCAUGUAUGGGGUUACCUUAAAAAGGAAUGGGAACUUCCUAGUACUUGAUGUUCCAGGAGUCACAGAGGGUCGCCCUCCGUUAGGUUCAGGUGACAGAGUGAUAUUAAAGACCCAAGAGUACUCGGAGCAAAGGAUCUACUAUAUUGCAUAUAUCACUGAAAUUCAUGAUGAAGAAGUUACUCUGAGGCUUAAUCCUGAGUUUGAAGAAAGAUAUAAUUCUGAACCCAUGGAUGUGGAAUUUCUUGUUAACAGGACUACCAGCCAGAGAUGCCAUUUUGCUGUUGAACAAGCAAUCUAUUUAGGAGAAAAAGUGUUAUUUCCUGAUAGUCUCACUGUACAGUCUCCACAAAUUGUAAAGGAAUGGAACGAUUCUGAAGGUGCUUACAGUGCUCAAAUGCAAACCAUCACACAGGAAGCUAAGAAUGAGAAUGAGAAGAUGCAGAAUAGUAAUGGAAAGAAGAUGCCAAAAUAUAAAAAAGCAGUUGUUUCCGAUGUUGUGACUGUUGCUUCACAAACAAUAAAUGGAAUUGCAUCACCUAAUACAAGAGACUGUGACUUUUUCAACCCUCUGCUGAACAAGCAUCAGAAGCUAGCUGUGAAGAGGAUACUUGGGGGUGAAUGUCGUCCGACUCCUUAUAUUCUCUUUGGGCCACCAGGAACUGGCAAAACUGUCACAGUCAUUGAAGCAGUUUUGCAGAUACAUUACUCGUUACCAGACAGCCGAAUACUAGUUUGUGCUCCAUCAAACAGUGCAACAGAUCUAGUUUGUCAACGACUUCAUGACAGCAAUAUGUUAAAGCCAGGAGUUAUGGUCAGAGUUAAUGCAUCCAGUAGAAACGAAGAGAGUCUUAGUGAAGUAAUAAAGCUUUAUUGCAAAGAUGGAGAAGACAUUUGGCAAGCAUCUCGGUUCAGGAUAAUCAUUGUGACCUGUAGCAGUGCAGCGAUGUUCUACCAAAUAGGAAUAAGGCAGGGACACUUCACACACGUGUUUGUGGAUGAAGCAGGACAGGCAACUGAACCAGAAUGCCUAAUCCCACUGGGACUGAUCUCAGAAAAUACUGGGCAGAUUGUUCUUUCUGGUGAUCCAAUGCAACUAGGCCCAGUAAUAAAAUCCAGGCUUGCUACAGUUUAUGGAUUAAGUGUUUCCCUGCUAGAGAGACUGAUGUGCCGAUCUCUGUAUCAGAGAGAUGAACAUGCUUUUGGUGCUUGUGGAUCAUACAAUCCUCUGCUGAUUACAAAGCUUGUGAAGAAUUAUAGAGCACAUGCUUCACUGCUCACAUUGCCAUCUAGGCUCUUUUACCAUAAGGAGCUAGAGGUCUGUGCUGACUCUUCUGUGGUCAACUCUUUGUUGGGAUGGGAGAAGCUGCCAAGGAAAGGUUUUCCAAUGAUUUUUCAUGGCAUCAGGGGCAAUGAAAUGCGUGAAGGCUACAGUCCUUCUUGGUUCAAUCCCACAGAAGCAGUUCAAGUAGUGCGUUACUGUUGCCUCCUUGCUAAGAGCAUCAGUUAUGCAGUGUCUGAGACUGACAUUGGGGUGAUUACACCUUACCAUAAGCAGGUAGAAAAAAUUAGAAUUCUCUUGCGCAGUGUGAAUCUAAUGGACAUCAAAGUUGGCUCAGUGGAAGAAUUUCAAGGGCAAGAAUUCCUAGUGAUCAUUCUAUCAACAGUCCGGUCAAAUGAAACUUCAUUCAAAGAUGAAAAAUACUUUUUAGGCUUCCUUGCAAAUUCGAAGCGCUUUAAUGUGGCUAUUACAAGACCCAAGGCAUUACUCAUUAUAGUAGGAAAUCCUCAUGUGCUUGUCAAGGAUCCUUGCUUUAAUGCCCUCUUGGAGUACAGUUUGGCAAAUGGAGUUUACAUUGGCUGUAACCUACCAGAAGAACUAGAAAAUCAAAGAGUAUGUGCCUAA